Molecule: messenger RNA, 1141 nt
Organism: Trichoplusia ni (cabbage looper)
Lineage: Eukaryota; Metazoa; Arthropoda; Insecta; Lepidoptera; Noctuidae
Product: S-formylglutathione hydrolase
Exons: 5
Coding region: 102-1058 (318 amino acids)
Biological process (GO): formaldehyde catabolic process
Cellular component (GO): cytosol
Molecular function (GO): S-formylglutathione hydrolase activity
Source: RefSeq, a predicted model, not a curated record
UAAAAUUUAAGUCAAAACAAAUAGAAAAUAUUGCUUUACCGGCUUUAUUACAUUUAGUGACAUUGUUUUUCAAUAACUUAUUAUAUCUUUAUUUUCUACUCAUGCUGACUGCUAUUGCGUCACGGUUAAAAUUUACAUACAUUAAACAAGUAUCUAUAUCGUGGUCUGGAAGUUUGAAAGUCAAGACAUCCAAAAUGGAAGCUUUAGAGUUAGUUUCGUCAAACAAGAUAUUCGGGGGCUUCCAAAAGGUGUACUCCCAUGAGUCAUCUGAACUAAAAUGUAAGAUGAACUUCUCAGUAUACCUGCCACCUCAAGCUGAGGGUGGUGAUGUCAAGCUACCUGUCAUAUUCUAUCUAUCGGGUCUCACAUGCAAUGAACAGAACUUCAUUACUAAAUCAGGAUUUCAAAGGUAUGCAGCAGAGCAUGGUAUCAUUGUUGUGGGUCCGGACACAUCCCCUAGAGGAGUCAAAAUCCCUGGCGAUGAUGAAUCCUGGGACUUUGGUGUUGCUGCAGGGUUCUACCUUGAUGCCACAAAUGAACCAUGGGCGAAAAAUUACAGAAUGGGUAGUUACGUAAAUAAAGAGCUUUAUGACCUGAUUCUGCAAGCCUUUGGAAAUGUGGUUGAUGGAGAAAGAAUAGGUAUUAUGGGACACAGCAUGGGUGGUCAUGGUGCUUUAGUAUCUACCCUCCGAAACCCUGGUUUGUACAAGUCAGUAAGUGCAUUUGCACCUAUCUGCAACCCUACGGCAUGCCCAUGGGGAGUAAAAGCCUUUAGUGGGUACUUGGGUGAAGAUAAAUGCAAAUGGGUGGAAUGGGAUGCUACAGAGCUGGUCAAGAAAUAUGACGGACCUCCACUAACCUUGCUUAUUGACCAGGGAGCUGGUGACAGCUUUUAUAUUCAAAAGCAGCUGCUGCCUGAGAAUCUAGUCGAAGCGUGUCGGUCAGUCGGUGUUCCAGUAAUUCUUAACUUGCGCGAGGGUUACGACCACUCUUACUACUACAUAUCCUCGUAUAUUGGAGAACAUUUCGCCUUCCACGCCAAAAUACUCAAAGCUUAAAGGUAACCUGUUGGCUUAGUCAAUAUUGUGAAAUGCAUUUUGAAAUGUUUUUAUUUUUGCAAUAAAAUUGUUAACUAUUUUAA